GCUCUGACAAAAACGACCGUUAGCGAAAAACAAAAAGCAAAGUGCAGUAGAGAAAAAGUUGCAGCGCAAGAAAGUGUUCAGAUUUAAUUUUUUCUGUAAAAAGUUCACACCAAUUGUGUGCAAUUUGUUUAAAUGUGGUAAUAUAAGUGCAAAAAGUAAUCUUCAUCGGCAGCCAUGAAUCGUGUGAUGCGGAGUUACACUCCCGAUUUAAAAACAUCUCGAAUGUCAACAAUCGGGACUCCGCUGUCGGUGGCGUCGCCAUUGGCAGGGUCUGCCAGCCGACGACGAUAUUCAGUCGCAACUACAUCGAUUCGUUUUAACGCUAAAGUUUCAUUAUCUGUUGCUCCCGAAGAAAAGAACUUUACCCCUCCUGAGCUCGUCGAAACGACGCCCGUUGCGAUUAAUCAUGUGAGAAAAAGUUUAAGCCAAGGGGCAACCCCUGGAAGCACAACGAAAAAGAUGAGUCUCCAUGAAAAUUUGAUGCUGAAAAUAUUGGCCACUCCUGUCGAUCAACCGUUAUCGAUACAUGACUCCGAUUCGUCUGAAAUUUCGUUCUGCUCGGUAGAAAGUUCACCUUGCCUUGAAAAUGUAAUGGAUUCUGAUGAUCUACUGCGCUGCACGACACCUCCAGCAGCUACGGAUCUUCACAGCAACCCUCGGUUGGCCCGGUUGUAUAAGGACCUGCAAAGUCCAUCAGCAACAACACGGCUUCGUGCUUUACGAGCUCUCAAGUCUCCUACCAAAAGAGAUGCUUAUGGACAGUUCGAUGUCCCACACGAGGAACAGGACAUCAUCACGGUUGAAGAAAGAAUGUCACGGAAGAGAACGAUUCAGGAAGUACUGUCAGGAGUGUGUAUAUAUGUGGAAGUUCGUUCUGGAUCGGAUAACCGCUCAAAUGGGAUAAAAGAUCAUAUUGCUGCUCUUGGAGCGAAAGUGAAUGACCGCUUGUUAAAAGAUACAACACAUGUCAUCUUCAAAGACGGUCUCCUCUCCACUUACCAAAAAGCGAAAAAGAUGAACAUACCGGUGGUUUCGAUACUGUGGAUCGAGGCUUGCAAGCAACACCUAUGUCUCAUGAAUCCGAAAGAGUUUCCCAUCUCUAACCAAGAGCGAUAUGAGAACCCAGAAUUAUAUAAAAAGAUACGGCGUCAAAAAUCUAUGCAACCCCGAGCAGAUGAAGAGAUCAGGUCUGGUGGAAAAAAGCGACCUGCACCCGUCCUGGCAGAUUCGAACGAUUCUAAAUCUAUCGUUUCUCCUCCAAACAAACUUCCGGUGCUGCGUCGCCUACCCAAAGACGAUGGCUUGGAGCGCAUUCUUAGCGAAUUCCAAGCCGAAAAUCAAAGCACAUCGGAACCGCAAGACGACUUCGACAAGCUCUUGAUGGGACCGAUGAGGUUGCUGGAACGUUUAAGAAAUUCUCCGGCUACAACAUCUUCCGGUUCAAAACCACCAAACGCUGUCGAAGAUGAUGAAGUUUUCAGUACUCCCACAGGAACAACAAAACUAAUCCGCAAAUCGUUGUUCAAUGGAUCGGUAGAAAAAGAAAAAUCCUCUACGGAUGGACGUCAAACUAGAAGAAGAAGUAGUAGCGCUUGCAGUGAGGAUGAACUUUCUAAGGAAAGCUUUUCAUCAGCUAAAGGAACAAGGCAACGGAGAAAAACGAUGCUUUUUACGCCUAGAAUUACCAGUGUAGAAGAGGAGACCGAGUCACCUCUUCCGGUGGCAAAUGCAGCUUCUGAGAGAAAAUCGGUCAGAAAUCGAAGAAAAACCAUUCUCGUGACUUCAACAAAGGAGAACAGUCCUCCGAAGAAACGGGAAACUAUCGUUUCCCCGAAGGCAAUGGAAUUGUGCAAAAGCAGUAGCCUGAAUUCGGAGACGACCGCAAUGCCGAAACAGAAUACUCGUGAAACUGUAUAUUCACCUCGUCGAAUGGAUCAAAGUUUGGAAAAGACUGAUAAAAUAAUUUUAGCGGAAGAAAGCGAUCGUUCUCGUAAAACGCUUCACCCCACCAAUAAAGAGAACAUUAUUGAAACAUCGACACGGGAUACAAUUAAAACUCCCGAGCUUGACUCCAAAGUUUUAGAGUCUUUUCGUACUAAUCGUAGAAGGACCUUAUACACUCCUGGAGUUUACGAUGAGUCGGACAAAAUACAAGUAAAUGACGGUAGUAAAUCGGCAAGCAAACGAACUUCUUUGUUUGAACCUGCAGCAAAUUCAACUACAACCUUAGCAUGCACUCCGUUGUCGAAACAGUCUGUACAAAAUCGAAGGAGAACAUUAUAUACGCCCAGUGCUUCACUGGAUGUUCCGGAAACACCGACAAAAGAAGAUACGGGACGACCGAAGACACCAGCAUCAGCGCUGGUUCCGAAUAGAAAUAACACUCUUCUCGAAGAAUAUAAAUCGAAUCUCACAUUCAGUUCAACCAGAGCGCCGACGAUCGAUGGGCCAUCCAUUUUAGACAUCUCAAGGGAUAUUAUUAACAAACGGUUAUCUCUUAUUAACAUGCAAUCCAAAAAGACUGUUGAGAAAACAGAUGAAGCAGCCAAAGAGUUGAGUAGACAAAGUUCCGCUGAACUAGCUUUGAAAUCGCCUCCCCCGAGAUCGACCUUGGUCUCUCGCCAAACUUCGCUGGAUACCUUCUAUCGUAAACUCUCAAAGUCAUCAGAAAAGACUGUGAAAUUUAGUGCGAACCAGCUGCAGGAUGCUGCAACAACGGUACCCAGAAAGCGUAAACUCUUCAACGCACAACCAUCGAUAACGGAGAUUGAUUCCAACAUUUCGGUGUCGGGGAUAACAUCCCUGUCGCAGGUUGAAGAGAAUCCAAAUAAACGUCCAAAAAAUGUUACUCCGACUCUCAGCAGACGUCGUUCCCUUGCUGCUACCUCUCAGACUUCCAAAUCGGCUACCAACAUCAGAACUGCCUCCCGGAGAAGUACAAUGCUCUUCGAACCGCGACCUCCUGGCAAUGAUCGCGGCUCUAACUCGCAACCGGUUCUGUCAGCAGGUGCCGCUCGACCUGUGAUGGGAACGCAGGCGCGCACGAUGAAAGUGCUCGGACUGGGAGCGGGAUUACCGACCGUUACCGCUUCUCAGCAGAAGCAGCCAUCUUCGGCGGUGGCCUUCAGGACAGGACAGUUCCAUUUGGCAACCACCAACCUUCACAGCGCGCAGUACGCCUUCGUGAAAGAGGCAGUAGCAAAGCUAGGCGACUUUCAGGUGCACAGCGAUGUCGACGACCGAACGACCCACCUGGUAACACUGGGGCCACGACGCACUAUCAAUAUUCUGAGGGCGUUGGCACGCGGUCUCUGGAUCGUGACGUACGACUGGAUCGAACAGUCCGCCAGGGCUAGCCGAUGGCUACCGGAGGAGCAGUUUGAGCUGCGCGAUUUCUCCGCCGCCGUGCAGAUUUGUCGCAGCGAAAGGCAAGCGUUCGGCUCACGGUAUCGUAUGGAAUUGUUCGCCGACUGUGGUGCCUUCUACGUAUCGCAACAUUGUCAGGUGCCCCAGGAUCAACUGCGGGAGCUAAUCAUCACGUGCAAAGGUAAGCUUGUCGGUAACGCCUUGAAUGCGAAAUAUUUGAUUGUUCAAUCCAGACGGGACGUAAAGCACGUUCCGAGCGGGUCGUACUGUUUGGGUCCAAUGUGGGUACUGGAUUGUAUUAGUUUUAAUAAGCUUAAGAAAACUUACAAGUAUUUGGUGAAAGACUGACUCUAGUGCGAUUCGAACGAGUUUUUAAAUUUCAAUUUGUUUUUAUGGACUGAUCAAUCAUUGUGCAUUGAGUUAUGUAACUUAUUUUUUACGGUCGGAGCUCUACAUAGUAAUUAAAAACAAUAAUUAGGAUCAGAAGAGUAACAAGUAUUUUACUAUGAAGUAAGCAACCCAUAAGUAAAACAUCAAAAAAUAGAAAAAACAGA
Molecule: messenger RNA, 3920 nt
Organism: Wyeomyia smithii (pitcher-plant mosquito)
Lineage: Eukaryota; Metazoa; Arthropoda; Insecta; Diptera; Culicidae
Exons: 5
Coding region: 175-3714 (1179 amino acids)
Biological process (GO): mitotic cell cycle
Source: RefSeq, a predicted model, not a curated record